Messenger RNA from Neodiprion virginianus, 1651 nucleotides. RefSeq names its product protein N-lysine methyltransferase METTL21D-like. Lineage: Eukaryota; Metazoa; Arthropoda; Insecta; Hymenoptera; Diprionidae. The record is from RefSeq and is a predicted model, not a curated record. The transcript is spliced from 4 exons. Bases 276 to 965 code for a protein of 229 amino acids.
GCGCGUUACUGAGAUGCAGGCAGUGGUCGAGCAUCCGAAUUAUGCUCGCAAACUUGAAGGAUGUAAAUCAUAAUUUUCCCCGAUUUUUUGCGAUGUUAAAUGUUUUGACUCGCCAAUUAUCAUUUUUGUUUCUUCGAAAAAGUAGAUUUUCCUUUUCUUAGAAGGCUCUAUAGAAGUAGAGUUUUCUGUAUAUUUCGAAUCCGGUACACAUCUACCAGCGUGUACGGCGAUUUCGUUGCUUUUUUGUUUUCGGUAUACGUGAUUGAAAUUCUGCAAUGGACAAAGAGGACGACGUUUUUACACGCGAGUUUGAACUGGAAAGUCGAAACGUUACGUUGACAUUGUAUCAAAAAGAAGUUGGCGACGUUAGUUGUGUCGUGUGGGAUGCUUCGUUAGUUUUGGCAAAAUAUCUUGACGUAUUAUGCAGUGAAAACAGACUAGGAAAAAAUUGGCUUGCUGGUAAGAAAGUACUUGAAUUAGGCGCGGGUCUUGGCUGCGUUGGAAUGACCGCUGCAUGUCUUGGGGCUGAAGUUGUUCUCACAGACCUUGCCAAUGUACUGCCAGCGCUGAAUAAGAAUAUUGAAAUGAACAAAGAUCUGUGGAAACAGUCUGGUGGAUCUGCUCGAGCUGAAGAACUUGAUUGGAGUAAACAUGCUGAAAUAGAUUUUAAGCCUGAAAUCAUCUUACUGGCAGAUUGCGUGUAUUACACAGAGUCAAUAGAACCACUUCUUGAUACGCUAGAGAGACUAUGUGGAGCUAGAAAUGACACGUACGCAUUACUCUCACAGGAAGAGAGAGACACACCAAAUCAGAAACCAGUUUGGAGCCAAUUUGUUGAAGCGAUUAAGAAGAGGUUUAAAAUUACUCCAGUAAUGUUGUCAGAACAACACCCCACCUACUCUAGUCAUGACAUACGUGUGCUUAAACUGACGCUACCGUCAAAGGACAAAAAAGAAACUCAGUAAUCAAGUAAAGGUAGCUGAUGUCAAUAUGAGAAUUACAGGUGGUAAUUUUCUGUUUCAUGCAAAGAAAUCUCUAUGAUUUUUUAUUUUUUUUAAUGCGACUUAGCGGGCAUAAAUUUUAUGGUAUGAUGAAAUAUGCACAAAUAUAAUGAAUUGGAACGGAUAGGGAAAUAAUAAACUCUCUAAUAAUUGGAGAAAGGAAAUAAACAUUAAUUUAUUUCUCACAUGUGUUCGUAAAUUGAAUGCUUGGUAAUGAAAAAUCACCACAUAGAAGUCAUGGUAAUUCACUCGGAUUUAUGGAUAUUUUCAACAUAAAGUAACUAUCUCAAACUUAUAAUAAUGUAAUGUACAUAUCUAUUUCAGAGCUUUGGAUUAUUAACAUAUUUGUAUGACUGCAUAUUGACGUGGUUUGUGGCUAAAAUCUCCAAGAUUCAUAGAAUCUGAUUGUGUUGUCUCAAAAGUUUCAUAACAUGAUUGGUUACCUAUGUGGUGUUUCAAGGAUAAUGGUCAUACUUUUGAAAUAUCUUUAAAUCUCAGGAAUAUUUUUUACAAGUUACAUAUGGCUCUAGUUACUCUUCGGUGUUGGUUAAAAAAUUUGAAUAUUUCUCCAAUUCUAGAUGGUUCACAUCUGAACUUAGGGAAUUCAAUCUCACCAACAGUGUAAAACAUAAUCGCUUAUGCCUGAAUGG